Messenger RNA from Bufo bufo (common toad), 9321 nucleotides. RefSeq names its product alsin Rho guanine nucleotide exchange factor ALS2 (gene ALS2). Gene Ontology annotation, molecular function: guanyl-nucleotide exchange factor activity. The record is from RefSeq and is a predicted model, not a curated record. Bases 146 to 5086 code for a protein of 1646 amino acids. The transcript has 34 exons. NCBI's taxonomy places the organism in Eukaryota, Metazoa, Chordata, Amphibia, Anura, Bufonidae.
GUUUUCCAUGGCCCGCCCCUCGGGUCAGCUGACUCCGAACAGGCUGUCAGUGCGGCUGACAACAAGAAGCGUCGCCGGGAUUCCUGUGAGAUAUUUCAAGGACCUCAAUAGAAGUAAGACUGUGAUGGAUUUCAGCUGCUAACCCAUGGACGCACAGGCGGGAAGUUCAGAAGAAUCGGAAGGCGUUCAAGAACGAGGUGCAACCUAUGUCUGGCAGGUGGGGUCAUCCCCUGUUACACCAGUACGAUUUCAUGGACUGGGAGGAAGAUCUGUGCUACAAGUCAGCCUGGGAAGAAAUCAUGGGCUGUUGCUCACAAGUGAUGGCGAAGUCUUUAGCUUUGGAAAGCAGCCAUGGAAGGAGAAUGUGGAUGAUGUUCCCUGCGAUGUCCCUCUAGUAGAGAAAGCGCUGAGUGGUCACCGUGUAAUAUGUGUUGCCGCAGGAAGUUAUCACAAUGGAGCAGUGACGGAAAAUGGCAUGGUGUACAUGUGGGGGGAGAACACUGCUGGGCAAUGUGCAAUCGCCAACCGCCCAUCUGUACUAGAGCCUAUACCAAUCACCAUAACUGACCAGGAAAGCACACCUCCUCUGUGGGUGCGAGUUCUGCAGCUGUCAUGUGGAGAAGAGCACACACUUGCAUUGUCCUCCAGCAGGGAAAUCUGGGCCUGGGGCAGCGGCUGUCAGCUUGGAUUACUAACUUCAACCUUCCCUGUGAUUAAACCUCAAAAAGUGGAGCAUCUUGCAGGUCGCGUUGUCCUUCAGGUGGUAUGUGGUGCAUUUCACAGCCUGGCCCUGGUGCAGUGCCCACUUGCACAAGAAGUAAAGCCUGUGCCGGAGAGAUGCAAUCAUUGUAGAGAGCUGCUAAUAACUAUGACUGAAAAGGAAGACCAUGUCAUUAUUUCCGAUGCUCACUGCUGCCCUCUUGGGGUAAUGUUAGCAGAGUCCCAACCUGACGCAAGGACUAUCAAGUCUCCCCUGUCCUCAAAGGGUAAAAGGUCCAAAGUAGAAGAGGUUUCAUUUCCUUCUGAUACGUCAGAGGACAGGAGCAGUUGUGGUUCCAAACUGACAGACUUGGAGACAGAGGUUGGCACAGAUGUGGCCAGUAUGUGUGAGAGUGAGAUGGGUGGCAAUGGCGACAAGCCAGUAAAUGACAAUGAUGUACAGUCUGACACUAAGGCAGUCGCAGAACAGUCAUCUCCACAGAACACAGCCUCAGAUCAUGCACAGAGUAAAGAGCACGCGUUAACGGAUGUUGACUGUCUUUUGAGUCCUGCAACUACCACAACAUCAUCCCUCAACAGCCUCGUCGCGUCCUGUGCAUCAGCUGUUGGCGUCCGGGUAGCGGCUACUUGCGAAGCUGGAGCUUUGUCGCUCAAGAAAGUCAUGAACUUUUAUUCUGGCUCUCUGUGUGAUGCGGGAGUCCAGAACCCUUUAGGUCCCCUCAUACAAGAGGGGCUGAAAGACAGCAGAGAAGAGCAAGUAAAACUAGAGUCUAUGCAGGGCAAGAAAAGCUCCAGUCUUGUGGACAUACGAGAGGAAGAGGCUGAAGCCGGCUGCAGAAGACUCUCCUUACCAGGGCUUCUUUCUCAAGUUUCCCCGAGAUUGCUGAGGAAGGUUGGGAGGGCAAAAAUGAGAACAGUUGCCUUGACCCCUACAAACAGCGGUGAAGCCGACAUAUUCCUUCCCUGCCUAAGGACGGAAGUCUGGAGUUGGGGAAGAGGUAAAGAAGGACAGCUGGGACAUGGAGAUGUUUUGCCAAGGUUACAGCCUUUGUGCGUCCGCAGUAUGGAUGGCAAAGAGGUGGUUCAGUUGGCAGCUGGUAGCCACCAUUCUGUUGCUCUCACCGCCAAGUCUCAGGUUUUCUCUUGGGGAAGUAAUCUUUCAGGACAACUUGGGCACCUGCAAUCACCAACAACUAUGCCACGUCUUGCUAAGGUAUAUGAAGACGGCACUGUGUGGAGCAUAGCUGCUGGGCAGGAGUACUCUCUUUUUUUAGCACAUGGAAAAAAUGAGUACCAGCCUGUUGUAUAUUAUAGUGGACCUGGAAUAGUGGAUGUCUCCAGCGGGGUAGACUCGGGGCAGUCACCAGUUCAGCUGACAGAGUGUGCCCAGCUGGGGUACAUCUCCAGUAUAUCGGCCGGGUCUAGUAGCUGCUUGGCACUUGUAGACCUAAACAUGAUGGGUGACAUUGGGAACCUCCAUGAGCUGGCGUCCACUGAGAGGGGCUUUUAUUGCCACCUGAGUGAUGUGAAGUCCCAAAUUCUUAGGCCUCUUUUAGGCCUAGACAACCUGGGCUCUGUAACCACUGUUCAGCUUCUACAAGACGUGGCUACAAAGUUCUGCAAACUCUGCUACCUGAUCGGCCAGCAUGGAACGUCACUCAGCCAUUUCCUCCGUGGAGCCAAGGAUGCACGAGAUCUUUCCAUCUUGGAGCAUUCAAAUAUCUUCUUGGAUAGUUAUACAGAGUAUUGUUCAUCUCUCUCCAACUUCCUGGUAAUGGGAGGAUUUUCACUUCUCUCCAAAUCAGCAAUGGACUUCUUCACUAAGAACCAAGGCCUUAUACAGAGUCUCUGCCAUGGGACAGAGGAAGGUUCAUCUAUUCCUGAAACACUUAGCGCCCUCUUCUUUUCACCAAUGACCAGACUUCAUGAAUAUGCCAGACUGUUACUGAAACUCGCUAUGUGCUUUGAAGUGUCCUCACCAGAGUACAAAAAACUUCAAGACUCAAGCACUAGUUAUGACGCUUUGGCCUUGGCUUUGAGUAGAAAGAAGAAGGAGGCUGAAUACACCUUGGGCUUCUGGAAGACCUUCCCAGGGAAGAUGACAGAUUCUUUGAGGAAACCAGAAAGACGUCUGAUCUGUGAAAGCAGCAACCGCGGAUUGUGUUUGCAGCAUGCUGGACGCUUUUCUGUCAACUGGUUUAUUCUUUUCAAUGAUGCCCUGGUUCAUGCCCAGUUCUCCACACAUCAUAUUUUUCAACUUUCUACGCUGUGGACGGAGCCUAUAUCUGAAGACGUUGCCGGAAUAAAUGGUUUAAAGAUCAUAACCCCAGAAGAACAACUGACGUUGGUUGCUUUGUCCCCACAGGAAAAGACCAAGUGGCUUAGAGCAAUAAGCCAGGCAGUGGACCAAGCUCUACGAGGGGUUUAUGAGCCUUCACCUACCACCAUUGGAAGUACUAUAAGACAGGAUCCUCCUCUAUCGCGUAGUGCCAAAUACACCUUUUACAAGGAUGCACGACUAAAAGAUGGUACAUAUGAGGGCCGUUGGAUAAGUGGAAAGCCAAAUGGCAGGGGGGUAUUGAGCUGGCCAGAUGGAAGAAUAUACUCUGGUGAAUUUCGGAAUGGCUUAGAGGAUGGGUAUGGAGAGUAUAUAACUCCAAACAAAGCCUUAAAAAAGAAUGACCGCUAUCUUGGGAAUUGGAAAGAUGGCAAAAUGUGUGGUCAAGGCACUUUCUGGUAUGCAAAUGGAGAAGUAUAUGAAGGUUGCUUUCAGGAUAAUAACCGGCAUGGGCACGGGCUUCUUCGCAGUGGCAAGUUGACUUCCUCAUCACCUAGUAUGUUUAUUGGACAGUGGGUAAUGGAUAAGAAGACUGGUUAUGGAGUCUUUGAUGAUAUCACAAGGGGAGAAAAAUAUAUGGGAAUGUGGCAAGAUGAUUUACGGCAGGGCAAUGGGCUUGUGGUGACUCAGUUUGGUUUAUAUUAUGAAGGAGCCUUUAGUCUCAAUAAGAUGAUGGGAACUGGUGUUCUUCUUUCUGAGGAUGACACAGUUUACGAAGGAGAGUUCUCAGAUGACUGGACACUGAAUGGGAAGGGCGUUCUCAGGAUGUCCAAUGGUGAUUGCAUUGAGGGACUUUUUAGUGGUGAAUGGGGAUCUGGUAUCAAAGUCAACGGCGUCUACCUAAAACCAAGCUUAUAUGAAGGGGAGAAGGAGGAAGCAAAGUCUCUCAAGCUGGGCUGCCUUUCAGUUCCAGCUGAUGAGAAGUGGAAGGCCAUCUUUGAAGAGUGCUGGAGACAGCUUGGUUGUGAGGCUCCAGAGAAAGGAGAACCAAAGAAGGCCUGGGACAAUAUUGCUGUAGCCAUUACAACAAAGAGGCGCCAACAACAAGACAGUCCAGAACCAUUAAGCCGAUCACAUACACAGAUGCUGGAGAGUUUGGAGCGAAUUCCGCAGCACAAUGGCACUUUCACCAUGGAGAAAUAUGAGAUGAUCAAGUCAUAUUUAAUGAAUGCUUGUGAAACCCCAGUGCAUCAGCUAGGCCGGCUUAUGGAAGCCUUGGUGGCAGUGUACAGGAUGACCUAUGUAGGAGUAGGUGCCAACCGAAGACUUUUACAAGAAGCAGUAAGAGAGAUAAAGUCUUACCUGAAACGGAUCUUUCAGCUGGUGAGGUUUUUGUUUCCUGAUCUCCCUGAAGAAGGCAGCACAAUUCAGCCAUCAACCACCCUCAAAGAAUCCCCAGAUAAGCCUCAUAUCUGCAAUGGGAGAACAGGCUUGGAGUCUCAAUCUCCUGAACCUGGAUAUGUGGUGACUAGUUCAGGGCUACUCCUGCCUGUGCUGUUGCCCAGACUAUAUCCUCCCUUGUUUAUGCUGUAUGCCUUGGAACAUGAAAAGGAAGAAGAUGCCUAUUGGGAAUGUGUCCUAAGACUGAACAAACAACCAGACACCGCACUACUUGCGUUCUUAGGAGUACAAGAAAAAUUCUGGCCAACCAACAUUAAUUUCUUGGGUGAAAAUAAGAAGGUUUUGCCAAGCACUAAAGAUUCCUGUUUUUCUUCAGCGGUGGAGUGCCUACAGCAGAUCAGCACUACAUUCACUCCAGCAGACAAACUAAAGGUCAUCCAGCAGACUUUUGAGGAGAUCACACAAGAAGCACAAGAAGCACACAAGGAAGGUUUCCUCUGGUCCAUGGAUGAGUUGUUCCCUGUUUUCCUAUACGUUGUGCUGAGAGCCAGGAUACGAAAUCUGGGUUCAGAGGUGCAUCUAAUAGAAGAUCUUAUGGAUCCAUAUCUGCAGCAUGGGGAACAAGGCAUUAUGUUUACCACACUGAAGGCAUGUUAUUACCAAAUCCAGCAUGAGAAACUCCACUAGAGGCUGGUAGAAGUCUUCAGUGGCAAAAGGAAACAACAGAUUUUCUUAGAAAGCGAAGAAGAUAGAAAAGCUCUGAAGAAGGUGUUCUCUGCUAUGUGCAGAGCUGUGACUGGUGGUGUGAACUUACCAAUUAUUGAAUAUGAAGGGAAAUUGCCAAUGAUAUUGCUCCAGUGCGGUGCCGAGCUGGCUCCAUUGACUGACUGAGCACUGGAGUUCUGAGCCGCAAGUUUAGAGUUAAUUUUGUAACUGAAGCGGUGAUGUUUUAUGAUCGCAUUUAAUAAUUUUUAUGUAAAAAGAUCAGGACUAUUCUAAAAGGUGAUUACUGUUGGUACAGAGUGCACAAGCUCUGGCAAUCCGAUUUACAGCAUACCGGACAGUAUAAAUAUUGCUCUUAUCAUUGCUUUCUUAAGCCAAAGUCUGACCCAGAUGUAUAUUAGUGUUGCAGCAUGGAGAGUACAGAAAUGUGUGGGUUCUUGGUACAUUUCUAAAAAGGAAAAUACUGCACAGUAUGGUACAGCCUUUCCCAGUUACAGAUUGAACCACAGAGAUUUACAGGAUUAGGAAAAGAUGGCUGCUUUCUUACAAAAGACGGUGCCACUCCUGUCCCCAGAUUGUGUAUGGAAUUGCAGCUCAACCCCAUUCAUUUCAGUGGAUACCACAUACAACUUGUCGACUGGUGUGGCACAGUUUUGGAAAAAAUAAGCCAUGUUUUUUUUCUAAUCCUGUACAACAACUCAGUUUGCAUUUUUUAUCUCUUUUAGUUUGUUUUGCUCUGUAUGUUUUACAAUCCAGUUUAUCACCUCUUGUUGCCAGAGGCAUGAGCAGGUUACUAAAAUCUUUUUAACUGUCAGAAAAUAUAUCAGUUCAGUAAUAUUGACCAUAAUCAUGGCAAUAAAAAUAAUAAUCUUUAUAUAGCGCCAACAUAAUCCGCCACAGUUUACAAAUCAGAAGGUACAUGUUCAAACAAAAUCAAGCAUUGCGUAUGGCCAUUGAUUUACUGCAAGGUGAAAUGGGAUCCCGUUGUGGUUUCCAUAGCUUUUACAGCAGGAUUAAUCUUACAUGCAACGCUGUUCUUGUUGUCAAAUCAGAUGACAUGAGUCGGAAACGGUCACUUACCAUGAGGCAUGUUGCGGCUAUUGGUUUUACAAGUAGCAUUACUUAUGAAUGUUCAUGCGACCAUUUCAUUGUAAGGUUACUUCAGUGUGUAACCUUUAUGAACGUGCUACCGCCAAAGAUCUGAUAUCAUCAUGCAGUUACUGUACGGCAUACAGUAUGUCUGGCUGUUUAAAAUCAAGUUAUAAUAUUCUGUAACCUUGGCAAUAUUUAGAGGAGAAGAGCACAACAGAGAGAUAUUAGGAAUUGCUUUGAGCCGGCCAUACACAUAUUAAUGUCUCGCUAAAACCAGUAGGAACUUAGAAGCCACAGCACAGUGCCAGAUCCAUGGUAUGAUCGUCCCAUCGGCUCCAGGUGCUCCUUAUUGGUUUACAGUUACAUUCAGAUCCUUGCAUAGUUUCCAUUGAUUUGACAGAAAGAAUAGUGGUGCAUGUAACGCUGUUCUGGUCGCCAAAUCUGAUGCAGCUGCUGACAGGGCCUCCAGUGCAGACGGAAAUUCAGCCUUGAUUGAUAUGUUGUUACAUUGUACAUCCAGGUCUGUAUGGAUGAUUGUUAUAUCAGUAUUAAAGAUACAGUUGCAUAUAAAAUAAAAUCCACCAUGCACAUAUAAGGCCUCGUGCACACAACCACAUAAUUUGCAGUCCGCAAACCGUGGAUGCCAGCCAUGUGCAUCCCACAAUUUCCGUAGGUACCAUUGUAAAAAUGCCUAUUCUUGUCCACAAAAUGGACAAGAAUACAACAUGUUUUAGUUUUUUGUGGGACAGCACGCAGUGUGAUAUCCACACUUUUUGUGCCUCAUUGAAAUGAACGGGUCUGCAUCCAGUCCGCAAAAAAUGUGGAUUGAAUUUGGGAAAAAAAAUAGUCAUGUGUAUGCCAUGUUUUGGUCACCUGUGUGUAUCAGAUGCCCUUAUUUCUUGAAGACAUAAGCACUAGUAUUUUAUACGCACAUUUAACAUUGCUAUAUUUUCAAGUUUGUUUCUCAUAAUUUAUUUAAGGUGUAACUCCUCUAAAUAGGGGAUUUAAGCUAUAUUCACACUGUGUAUACACAGGGCCCUGUAGACUCGACGUAUGCCACUGAAUAGCAUAGUCCGCUACACUUUGCAAGACAGAUUAACACAUUCCUGCAAAAUAUGUGUGUAUGUAUAUGUAUAUAUAUACACACAUUUUUUUUCUUCCUUAUAUACAAUGGGACGUUUCACCAUAUUAUUGGUGAAAUAUACUUUCUCUAGUGUAGAAACACUCCAUUGUAGACUGGGAUCUGCAUGAACACAUCCACUUCUGAGCUGCAGGCGACCUGUGCUUGUAUUCAGCUACCAGCCUUCAUGCCGCAGAACACGCACUGCCUGUUGUUGGAGGAGGGUGUAGUACAGGGAUCAGCAACCUUCGGCAUUCCGGCUGCUGUGAAACUACAACUCCCAGAAUGCACACUUGCUUGGCUGUUCUUGUAUCUCCCAUAGACGUGAAUGGAGGAUGCUGGGAGUGCCGGAGGUUGCUGAUCCCUGGUGUAGUGGGACAUAUGAAAAUCUGUCAAAUGUCAUGUCAUUGGGCUCCAUUCCUAAAACCUUUAUCAUUUUAUCUGUAUGCAGGUCCUUGCGCAUUUUCAUGUUUUUUAAUCUAAUUUUGCCGCAGUUGAGCAAUAAUGUUCGUUUUCAAUACCUUACUGUAUAACAAAUGACACAUUUAAAGAGGACCCAUCACCUCUCCUGACAUGUCUGUUUUAGUUACUACUUGCAUUCUGGAGCAUGUAGCUGUAGGUUGUGACAUUGCUGUAUUAUUCCUACUACAAGGGACAACUGGGUGUUACCAAUCCAACACUGGCAGCACUGAUUGGACUAUGUCAGGCUGCACAGGGACACCCCCCCCCCCCCCCCCAACUGGUAACACCCAGUUGGCAAUUCAUUUCCAAAGGUCUAGUAGGAGAAACUGCACAGCAUAGAAUCAUAAGAUAAUAUGUUCCAGAAUCGUCAUUUAGUAUGAAAUACAAUUAUUUAUUAAAGGGGUUUUCUGGGAUUUACAUGUUGAAGGCCUAUCCUUGGGAUUGGUUAUCCAUAUCAGACCGGUGGAGGUCCAUGAGCGUUUAGGCCUCUUCCUAGCCCAUAUGACAUUAUGUUCAUCAGUCAGAUGUCCUAGGCUCACCUCAGUCCUAUUCAAGAGAAUAGGGCUGAGCUGCAAUACCAUGCACAGCCACUAUACAAUGUACGGUGGUGUCCUUGGAAAGCCACAAGGGAGGCUGUGGCGGUCAUUGAAUCUUUAGGUGACUGCCCUGGCUUCCUUAAACAGCUGAUUGGCCUGGGGUCCCGUGAGUUGGAUCCCUGCCUAUCUCAUAUUGAUGACCUAUCCUGAGGAUAUGUAAAUCUCAGAGAACCCCUUUAAAACAGACAUGUCAGUCUGUGGUGACAGGUUCUCUUUAGAAAGAAGUAGACAGCAAUAAAUGGUUGAAGCUGCUUUUACAGAGCAUCUGUCAUGGCUGGACACCUUGCUUAGUAAUAAAAUAAACCCCCACCAUGACUGUCAAGAUCCAGCAAUUAGUAAUAAGGAAUUUUCUACCACUGCCCGUGUGAUGUGCAGUUUAUGACUUGUUAGUUGUCAUUCGUUUGCUUUACUAUUACUUGUGGACAUCAUACAAUGUGGCUGUCGUUAUGCAUAUAGCACAGCUAAAGUUGAUCAUCUUUGGAUUGUAUUUUAUAAAGGAUUGAAGUGGCCCGCUAUUACAGACUUGAAUUCACAUCUGCUGUAACAACUACUACACAGAUUGUUGUACAUGAACAGUGACUACUGGCUACUGCUAUCACUUGUGCUGACUUAUUGUUUGUUGUAUUGCAUUAAAAACCUAAAAACUGGAGAAUCAUUUAACUAAAACACAUUAACACUUUGUACAGUAAAUGUAUAUAGGUCGUGACUAAACUGUAACUGAUUUUAUAAAGUGUUCACCAUGUUUUAUUGUUCAUCUUGUAUAAUGCUGUUUUUUAACUAAUGCAGCUGUGCAAUCCAACAAAGGAGUUAAAGAGUUAAAUCAGCGAGUGCUGGCUUUUAUUUCGUGCCGUGUCGGCAGAAAAGUUUGCAUUGAAAUUUAUUAACACACAGUUCAUAUGUUGAAUGGUUACAAAUAAAAGGUAUCUCUA